GUUAUAAAGCAUCAACGAACACAAAACAUCGGAAAUACAAGAUGGAAGCCGGCAAUACAGCUGCUACUGGUAUCGAAUUGCUGAAGACUCUGGAUCGCGUUUUGAUAAGGGAGCAGUCUGGAUCCUACGUCAAUAACAAAUACGUGGUGCUGACCGCAGAGGGCGCUGUUUUGCUGUACGCGAAGGAAGACUCGGGAAUUUUAAACAGAGUGCUGGUCGGCAAGAGCAGAGCGUUUGAAAUCGACGUAUUUGAUACUAACGAUAAAGAAGUGAUAAAAAUCCGUCGGCCGUACACCGUCGGUCCAGAUAAGAUGGAUGUAGCGCUCUGCGGGCAGGCUGCUGCGGUCGUGAGGAAGGAGGUCACCUUCUUCAAGCCGGUGCUGUCUAUCAACGAUGUCAACGAUCACCCCGUAGUGAGGGUCAAGGGACCGGUGUCCAUAUCAUCUGAAUGCAACUUUGAGUUAUAUUCCACUGACAAGAAACGUAUCGGGGACAUCGGCAAGCGCUGGAGCGGCCUCGCGCGCGCGCCCGCCGCCGACCGGGACAGCUUCGCCAUCCGCUUCCCGGUAGACCUCGACGUGCGCUACAAAGCUGCGAUCAUUAGCACUUGCUUUCUCAUUGAUUUCUUGUUCUAUGAAAAUUGAAGACACGCUAAACGAAUCAACCUUUGACAACGAACGCAGUGAAACAAAAUAAAUUGAGCUUUACGUUAUUUACA
Molecule: messenger RNA, 718 nt
Organism: Vanessa atalanta (red admiral)
Lineage: Eukaryota; Metazoa; Arthropoda; Insecta; Lepidoptera; Nymphalidae
Product: phospholipid scramblase 3-like
Exons: 5
Coding region: 42-644 (200 amino acids)
Biological process (GO): plasma membrane phospholipid scrambling
Cellular component (GO): plasma membrane
Molecular function (GO): phospholipid scramblase activity
Source: RefSeq, a predicted model, not a curated record